This is a messenger RNA of Solea senegalensis (Senegalese sole), 1595 nucleotides long. RefSeq names its product homeobox protein Hox-A7-like. NCBI's taxonomy places the organism in Eukaryota, Metazoa, Chordata, Actinopteri, Pleuronectiformes, Soleidae. Gene Ontology annotation, molecular function: DNA-binding transcription factor activity, RNA polymerase II-specific; RNA polymerase II cis-regulatory region sequence-specific DNA binding. Bases 531 to 1220 code for a protein of 229 amino acids. Gene Ontology annotation, biological process: regulation of transcription by RNA polymerase II; anterior/posterior pattern specification. The transcript has 2 exons. The record is from RefSeq and is a predicted model, not a curated record. Gene Ontology annotation, cellular component: nucleus.
UUUUUCAAAUACAAGAAGUAUUCAAUUGGUUUAAUGAGAACUAGGGAAAACCUUUUUUUCAAUUCAAAUUGAACUAUUUUAAAUACAAUUACAGAUAUUUUGGAAAAUACUUUGAUGUUCCUGUCGGCUGUUUUAUAUUUUGUGAAUGCACAUUAUAGUCCAUCUUAAAAGUGCAAUAAAUUAGAAGAUUGCAGCUUUUAAAUGGAUGUUUAUUUCCAAAGUAGUGGUGAGGAAAUUGAUAUGAAACACGACCUUAAAUUACGCCAAUUUCCCUUUGCUCAGUGAGACUGUGUGAAUUUCUCUCGUGUGUGUUUGUAAAGUGUUAAUUCCACUGCAGUCCAGCGCCAUCAUGAAACCCAGUCCUGUCUGCUGAUUGGCUGGAAGCGCCCAGGCCUGAGUCACGUGGUGUGUUCUCUGGUCCAGAGUAAAAUGGGGUUUGGUGUAAAUCUAGUGUGUAUUGCUGUCAUAUAUCACGCUACCUCGUAAAAACGACACUGAGGAUUCUGGGCCAACAAAUCAGAGACAAAAAAAUGAGUUCUUAUUAUGUGGAUGGUCUUCUUAGCACAUAUACGCCGGCUACUCUGUUUCCAAACGUGGAUCGGGCUUCAUGCAGCAUUAGACCCAGUGGAGAAGACUGUGGCUCGACUCGGAAUGCUUCGGCCAUCGCGUUUGCACCCUCACUGUCUGGAGUUUAUAGCGUCAAUAAUGCAGUAUACCCGAGUCACGCCAUCCUCACCUCGGGCUACAGCCAGGUGCACGACGCACACCACGCACUGCCCUGCAGCCCGUUUAACCAGAGCCGCCGGUUCGCGGACAGCUGCUGCUAUGCCGGGCCGGGGCCCCUCACCUCGCCGCCGGACAAACAGUACCGGAUGUAUCCCUGGAUGAAAGCAUCAGAUCCAAAUCGGAAGCGGGGUCGGCAGACCUACUCCCGGUAUCAGACCCUGGAGCUGGAGAAGGAGUUCCACUACAACCGGUACCUGACCCGCAGACGCAGGGUCGAGAUCUCCCACAGCCUGUGUCUCUCAGAGAGACAGAUCAAGAUCUGGUUUCAGAACCGCAGGAUGAAGUGGAAGAAAGACCACAAGGUUGAAUCCGCGUCCAGCCCCGUGGAAAGGGGCAGUGGCGUCCAGGCUGAGUGCGAGACCCCCGUGGGAAGCCCCGGUAAAGCUGACGACACCGGUGGCUCCGGUUUGGAGACGGGCGCGUCUGCGAAGUGACGAGAAAGAGACAGAACGAGAGCGUUAAUGAAAGAAACACACUGUUGUUCCUCUGAGUGAGGGACAUAACAGAGACACCAUUCAUGCACUAGCUUAGAGCCUGAUUAAUUGAAUGACAGCUGAAGACAUCUACUGUAUGUAAAAGCAUUUCACAGCAUUUCAUAUUCAAACUUGGAAGGCUCUGCAUGAAAGGGCGACAUUAACUACCUAUAUAUAUAUAUAUAAAAACUCUAUUUUUCUAUGAUCUGUAAUUUAACCUGAUGAUGCUACUGAACCAACAUUCCUUUAUACAAAACCUACUAAUAUGAAAAACACCGGUGCGACGAAUUCAACAUGUAUGGAAAAUCAUUUUGAAUAAAUACAUUCAAUUAUUUA